CUGGUCAUCAAGAUGUACGUGGUGGCCAUCAUCACAGGGCAAGUGAGGCUAUGGAAGAAGGCUUUUGCCAACCCGGAGGAUGCCCUGAGACACGGAGGCCUCCAGUAUUGCCGGACUGACCGGGACGUGGAGUGCUGCCUCAGAGCCCACCGGCAUGACGUGGAGACCAUCUAUCCCUUCCUCUUCCUGGGCCUUGUCUACUCCUUCCUGGAUCCUGACCCUUUCGUCGCCUGGAUGCACUUCCUGAUAGUCCUCCUGGGCCAUAUGGUACACACGGUAGCCUACCUGAGGAAGCUGCGAGCGCCCAUCCACUCCGUCUCCUACACCCUGGCCCAGCUCCCCUGUGUCUCUAUGGCUCUGCAGAUCCUCUGGGAAGCAGCCCGCCACCUGUGA
This is a messenger RNA of Otolemur garnettii (small-eared galago), 393 nucleotides long. RefSeq names its product prostaglandin E synthase-like. Gene Ontology annotation, biological process: prostaglandin biosynthetic process. Lineage: Eukaryota; Metazoa; Chordata; Mammalia; Primates; Galagidae. The record is from RefSeq and is a predicted model, not a curated record. The transcript has a single exon. Gene Ontology annotation, cellular component: membrane. Gene Ontology annotation, molecular function: prostaglandin-E synthase activity. The annotation marks the transcript as partial.